GCGAAAGCUAUGAAUGAGAGUUACCUGAAGAGACAUGAGACGAGAAGAGCUGCCCUCCAACAGAGACUGUCUGGUGACAUCACUGACCAGGACCGGAGACAACUGCAGGGAGAGCUGGAGGAGGUGGAGGGGGAGAUCAAGGAGUGUGUCUCAAUGAUACAAGAGUAUGAGAAGAGUAUACAUCACAAUUAUAAGUAUAUUGCUGAGAGACGAGUAAGAGGAGAGAAGAGGCAGAGAGAGGAAGAAUCGAAGCGGUUAUUUGAUGAGGCGAUGAAGCAUGGAUAUGUCUUGGUCAACAUUGUCAACAUGCUCGUGUUUGGACCGGCGGGAACAGGGAAGACCAACCUCAAGCACCUGCUAACUGACAAGCCCCCUCCACUACAGCGUGAAAGCACUCCUUGUAUGGAAAAGCCAGUACGCAUUCGACCUGUGUCCAACUCGAAAUUCAAGUCAACUGGAAGAGGCUGGGAAGAGAUGUCUCAGCCAAAGCUGCGCAAGCUACUUGCUGAAAUCAUCGCUAAGUUACCAAAAGAAAGCGCCGAUCCAUCCACAGCAUCAAGGGUUGCCAAGAGUUUGAAGAAGAUGACCACAACCGAGCUAAUUUCUGGUUCCGAUGAGCAAAUUUCUGAUUCCAUUUCGAGCCCAUUGAGGAACGAUUCCGAUACACUUUCUGGCUCUGCAAGAAUGUUGAAGAAAGCCAUCGAUGAAGUGAUAGCGAGUGUAGUGAGUGGUGUGGCAGAAGAGCUGAAGCCAGCCACACAAGGAACUGACCAACUGUCGAGCAGUGACCAGCAAGAAGGAGAACUGUUUAAUUCCAACUGGGUGUACGUUACCGACUGUGGCGGCCAGCCGCAAUUCCACGAUAUCAGCCCUCUCUUCAUCAAGCACAUUUCGGUGGCGUUGAUAGUCCUGCGUUUGAUUGACGAACUCUCCAGUUUUCCUUCUGACGAGUACUACAAGGAUGGGCAGCUUGUUGGUAGUCCUCAUACAUCUCACAUGACCAUCGGGGAGACACUUCAGAGUCUCAUUCGAUCCAUUGAGUCCCAUACCUCACAAGACAAGAAGCCGAAGAUGAUCUUUGUGGGCACAUUCUUAGAUCAGCUGAAGAGCUCGGAUACACUUAUCAAGAGAAAUCAAGAGAUUCUCGACAUGCUGCCACACGAUAUCGAGAAGCUAUUGGUGUACGAAGAUCUUGGAAUUAACAAUCUGAUUUUUGGUCUCAACACAAUCAGCCGAAAAGAUAAUUCACUGGCCACUGCCAAUAGGAUUAGAAUUGCUAUUGAGCGUUCUAUUCCGCUACAAGUCAAAAUGCCCAUCUGGUGGUCCUUCUUGGAUUCACUUCUCCAGAGUUUAUCUGCCGGUCUCGAGCGAGGUGUACUCGGCAUUGAAGAAUGUCUCCAAUUAGCCACGCGAUUUGGUUAUUUUCUCAAAGAUCUUGAAGCUGCACUGGUCUUCUUUGACAGCGUGUGUAUAGUGCACUACUAUCCCUCCAUUCUCCCCAACACAGUGUUUGUGGAUGCCCAGAUUCCACUAGACAAGAUCACCGAGCUCUCACAGCACGCCAUCUUCCUGAGGAAUGCAUGCUCUACUGUUAGCCCAGGAGGGACAGAUGCCGAAUGGAAAAGAUUUCGAGACGAGGGCAUAAUCACUGUAAAGUUCCUACAAUUCUUCGAGAAGCAUUACGUUGAAGGCAUCUUUUCUCCAGAAGAUAUGCUGUUGAUCAUGAAAAAGCUUCUUGUGAUUGCUCCCAUUCCACUAGUGGAGUCCCCUACCCACCAAGCCGAGUUCUUCAUGCCAUCUCUACUCAAAUCGGUCCAACCUGCUGAGCUAGACAAAGUCCGUUUGUCAUCUGUCCCCCUCGCUAUUCACUUCCCUAGUGGGUGUAUUCGUUCAGGUGUUUUCUGUUGUACGGUUGUUGAUGUAAUGCGGAGGCAUGAUUGGAAAGCUGUUCUCCCCUCAAGUGGUCCAAUACUUUUCGCUAAGAAUUGUAUUCAAUUUCGAUAUCCGAAUCGUCCUUGUGUCAUCUCAUUGGUUGAUUCCUUCUUCUGUAUGGAAGUGUAUGUCAAAGCCCCCCCUCUAUUACGCAAAGUGUUGUGUCCCAUAGUUUGUUCUCAACUAAUGGAAUCCAUCAAAGCUGCUUGUGUUGUUUUGAAUUACAACAAUGAUACACCCAAACCAGCGAUCUUUUGCCCUUGCAAGAAGAGCAUAGGAAGUGGAAACAAGUUGCACCUUGCCGAUGUGAGUGUGGAUGGCUAUUGGAUGUGUUCCCUUCAUGCAGAUGAGUGGGAAGAGCUCAGUGACGAACAUAGAAUUUGGCUGGGCAAUAUCGAAGGUUCAGGUGAACCAUCCUCUGUUACGAGAGAUGUCACUGAAAGAACGAGUGAUCAGCUGCAAUACCCCGGUAAUUCUGUAAUGGAAGAUGUGUGCUUGAAGACGGAAGUACAUGUGCAUGUUCAUGAUCAGCGAAAUACUUCUAACCUUGCAAUGGAACAUGUGGUCAAUAAAACGAGUGAUCAACAUACCAGUGAAUUGUCCUCUGUUACAGUAAUGGAAGAUGUGUGCAAGGAGACUGGAGUGAAGGACCAACAACUAGAUCAAGAAAUCCCUGAGAGUGACAUCAUUCUAAUCGCGGAGAAAUUUCCACACCUGCUGAGCGUGCACAAGGCUUUGACAAUUGACGAUCUGCAACAUGUUUACGAGAAACUACACACUGCACAUGAAAGUGCCAGCCCUCAGUGGUUCAAUCUGGGAUUGGCUCUAGGUCUCCAUCAUUCUGUUCUUGCCAUCAUCAAGAUCCAAAAUCAUAACGAGUGUGUGUCAUGCUUGCGUGACAUGUUGGUUAAGGUCCUAAGUACGCAACAUGUAACAUGGAGUCUCCUGUCAGGCGCUCUCAAAAAGCCCACAGUGGAUCUCAUCAAUUUGGCUGAUAGCAUCACAGCCACAACUCCUAACCUGCUCGAUCGACUCAACCUCACCCCAGCUGACCUUGGUGAUGUAACUGAUGUCACACGUCGUUAUGGCAAUCAAGCUGGAGUGGCUCAUGCAUUGGGAGCGUGGCGAAGUGUGAAUCCUUCCAGGGCUACCUUCAGGGCCUUGGUAGAAAUUGCCAUAGGACUGAAAAGCGGAGACACUGCUACAGACAUUUGUAGAUUCAUUGUAGAGAAUACGAGUGGAACUGACCGAAACUGAUUUAUACAUAAUGUUUUAUUGAUACUAUUUUGUCUGCAAUGCUUUGCUUUUCUGCACAUUAAUUUUUUGGUAGUCUCUG
Halichondria panicea is the source of this 3268-nucleotide messenger RNA. RefSeq lists its product as uncharacterized. The coding region runs from base 10 to 3189 and encodes 1059 amino acids. NCBI's taxonomy places the organism in Eukaryota, Metazoa, Porifera, Demospongiae, Suberitida, Halichondriidae. The transcript has 9 exons. The record is from RefSeq and is a predicted model, not a curated record.